Molecule: messenger RNA, 2430 nt
Organism: Cordyceps fumosorosea ARSEF 2679
Lineage: Eukaryota; Fungi; Ascomycota; Sordariomycetes; Hypocreales; Cordycipitaceae
Product: RING-9 protein
Exons: 2
Coding region: 1-2430 (809 amino acids)
Molecular function (GO): zinc ion binding
Source: RefSeq, a predicted model, not a curated record
AUGCGAACCACGCGAAUUGUUAUUCUCGCGAUCUUCUUUACCGCUACCCUCUUCGUCCUCUUUCGAGCCGUAUUCGUUGCCGCUACCCGAUCCUCAAAUGUCGUUCGUCCGAAACCCGGAAGUUCUCACAAGUCCAUUCUAGGACUCGUCUACUACAACCCUCCCUUCUCCCUCUUCCAGCCCAAUGCCGCCAUCAGCUUGACGGAUGACAACAGCACGUCGUUUGCUGCGCGCCCUGCCGCAUUCGGCCCGCAGCUGGCAGCCCAUGGGCUGAGUGGACAGCUCUGGGUUGGCAGCGGAUUUGCUGAGGACAGCCUCGAGUCUCAUGGCGAGCUUGGCUGCAGCGAUAUACCUGGCUGGGAGGGUGGCGCCAGCCCCCAAGCAAUGCUCAAGUCCUCCAUAAAAUCAGUGGUGUCGCAUCACUCGCCUGCCGAAAGCAAACCCGGUGCAACUAAGAAGGGCAGUCACAGUACCCCCGAAGAAAUCGAAUCAGACAACCGUACGCCUAAAUAUCCGCGGGCUGUCGAUGACGGCACCGACAACUAUCUUCACGAGACAGUCCGCAGCUCCCUCGCCCGACGGGACGCUUCAGCAUCAUCCCACGCCGAUAUUCAGUCUAUGCAAGAAUCUGCAGAAAUCGAGGGUAAAGUAGUGCUGUUGAUGCGUGGAGGCUGCGGGUUCUUGGAAAAGGUCAUGUGGGCACAGCGCAGAGGCGCUAUUGCUGUCAUUGUUGGCGAUAACCAGCGAGGCGGUCCGCUCGUAAACAUGUUUGCCAGAGGCGAGGAUGCGGAAAAUGUCACCAUUCCGUCCGUGUUCACCGCGCGAACCACCGCUCAACUCCUAUCCUCUCUCACACAGCCCGGCAGCUUCAUCGAGGAUAGCAUUGACGAAGGCGGAAAUCCGGUAUUAAAGGUCCAGAAGGGCGUGAAGUCUCCCACGAAGAAGACCACAGAGAAGACGAAAUCGGCUGCUCAAAUCAAGGCGAAAUCGGCCGUAACGUCGAGCAGGCUGUCCAGCCGUGCUACCAAGGGGCCCGCACCUGAAACCAAGGAUGACCGAAGCUGGCUUUCCCGCCUGCUUGGCCUCGGAGCGAGCUCGCGCCGUGCUACCACCGACUCUCCAGCUGGUCUUGGUAAACUAGAGUGGGUGAUAGUUGAUGAAUGGGACAACGAAAAUGACAAGAAAAUUUCGGACAACAUCAAGAGCAAUAAAAAGCAGCCGCACAAGCCAACCAAGGCAGUGGGAGACGAAUUUCGCAUUGGGGUCCAGGACUGGCGUGAUCCAGAUCUGGUUGACAAGUCGCGCUCGGGCGAGAAAUCCAAUACUGCCCUCUCUGAUUCCCGAAAGGCAGAAGGCAAACAUACCAGCAAGCCUUCGGUCAAAGAUUCAUCAUCAAAUGCUGAUGCAGACCCGCCGGAAAAGUCUGGCAAGGGUCGUGGCCUCUUCACAAAGAUGUUUGGUGAAGAUGAACCAGAUGAGGGCAGCGAGAUUCCGGCAGCUGAAGUGGACGAUGGGAAAGGCGAGCCUCCGAAACACGGUGAACCAACCCCCGAACCUCAUCACGGCCUCUGGGUAACAAUCACGCCAAACAGCGGCACGAGCCCCUUCUUCGACACUUUGCUCGUUCUUGUCGUCAGCCCCCUCGUCACCCUCAGCGUCGUUUACGCGUUGUUGAUCUUGCGAGCGCGCAUUCGUCGCCGACGCUGGCGCGCCCCGAAAUCUGUCGUCGAGCGCUUACCGGUGCGCACCUAUCACACCGUAGCAGCUACACCGAGUCUCUCGCCACAGACGUCCUCGCCUUCCAACUCAUCGCCCACCACCCCCUUGCUUCAGCAUAGCCCGUCGCGGCCCAGACCUCGCUCACGCACGACUACUGGCGUUCCCGAAAGUGAAAAUCUCACCGUCCCCAGUGCGUCCAUCCCGACUGCCUCAAGCGGGUCCCGAAACCGCACUGGAAACGAGCAUGAAAAGGGAUCCAGCGGCUUCUCUGCUGAAUGGCGCAAGUACAUGGGGCGGCAGGUCGAGUGUGUCGUUUGUCUGGAGGAGUAUGUAGACGGCGUCAGUCGCGUGAUGAGUCUUCCUUGUGGUCACGAAUUUCACGCCGAGUGCAUUACCCCUUGGCUCACAACUCGGCGCCGCACCUGUCCCAUCUGCAAAGGCGACGUUGUCCGCUCUCUGGCCCAUUCAUCCCGUUCCAUGCCGCGAUACGAGCCAUACCGUGAGGACAGCGACGACGAUGCCGCCGCCUCUUCGAGCUUAACAUCCGAUGUUGAGCAGGGCGUCAACCAAUCGACCUCGCGAAAUGGCCAGAGCUCCUCUCGUGGCGAUGGCUGGUUUGGCGCCUUCUCUCAAAGCCUAAGUAAUGGUUGGCAGCGCGUGCCGUCAAGAUCACCAUCUCCGGCCCCUCGUCGACAAAAUCCCGACCCCUAG